GGCUGCCGGUAGCGGGGCGGCGGUGGCGGGGUCCGCACCAUGGGCUGCGGCUGCUGGCGGCUGCUGGGCGUCCUCUGCCCGCUGCUCCUGCACCUUGCUACGAGCCAGGAGCCCAUCAGCAUGGCGGGGAAGUGUGACACCAUCUACCAGGGCUUUGCUGGCUGCCUCAUCAGCCUGGGGGACAGCAUGGCCCAGAGUGUGCGGCAGCAGCGGGAGGAGGGCAGCGAGGAGGUGCAGGAGCUGGACACCAUCUGCAAAUCCUGGGACGACUUCCACACCUGUGCCAGCGAGGUGCUGUCGAGCUGCCCUGAGGAAGCGGCCGCCAUCUGGGAAUCACUGCGCCAGGAGUCCCGCAAGAUCCAGUUCCAGGGGAACCUGCAGGAGCUGUGCAGCGCUCGGGGACGCCUGGCCAGCACCCGCGGCUCCCCGGCCUCCAAGACCAACCAGGCCACGCUGCAGGGCUCGGCCACCCCACCGCGCCCCCAUCUCCUGGCCCUGCUGGUCCUGCCACUGCUGGUGCCCCAGCUCUAGCCCUGCCUGCCCCUGGGGUGCCCAGCUGAUGCCCCGGGGCAGUCCCCUGGUGCUGGCUGGGCACUGACAUCCACGGUCCCUGCCAAGCCCAGCUCCCCCCCAGCCACCCCUUGUGGGGCACGGUCCUCUCUUGCAGCCCUUCAGAUGGAUUUAUAUUUAUAUUAAAAGACACUUUUACAUUUCUCCUGA
Phalacrocorax carbo (great cormorant) is the source of this 720-nucleotide messenger RNA. The record is from RefSeq and is a predicted model, not a curated record. Lineage: Eukaryota; Metazoa; Chordata; Aves; Suliformes; Phalacrocoracidae.